CGCAGUAUGAAAAAGAAGCAGGAAAUUUAAGGUCUCUCGAUGGUUCUUUUCCGCUCUCCGCCAUUCUUCCGCACCGGAAGUUGUGUUUAUGUCAGAUAAAAAACUAUCCCCCGAAGCUAGCAUGUACGGAUCUCGGGCGCGAAACGGCUACGCUGAUUUUCAGUUUCCCUCUUUGCGCAGACGAUCGUUGUAACGCCGUGCAGCUUGCAUUUGGACGCGAUCUCCUCCGAACGGGCCGUUUCUAGCAAGAGUCCAGGAAAAGAAUUAAGGGGGAGCAGUCAUCCUUUAACGGAAAGAACAACACCUAUAUCGUGUGACGUAAUCCUUCUGAAGACUGGAGCUUGAUAUCGCAUGUGAAUCGCCAAUCUGAUUCUGACUCACAGAUUACGUCACCGGUCAACCAACUGGACUAUGGCAGGUGCUGAAGAAUCAAACGACACCGAAAAGAAGAAUGGAAAUGUGGAAAAACAAGCGACGCAGUCAUCGACGAAAUCAACCACAGUGAAACCCGUGAAAGUCAAAGUCGAGAUCGUUGCUGACGAUGAGGAUGACGAAGAGGACGUCGACGUUGACGAGAAGUGCCGCCGGAAAGACUCGAAAGCGAUAUUGAUUCCAAAUGGAAAGACACCACCAGUUCAGAAAAGGGAGACGGAUGAUGGCGUUGGCGAUGUCGGACGAGUCACUAGCCGCAGAAGUUCAGACAAUACAGGCGACAACGGGACUUUUUCAGGAUCGAUAGAGAACGAAGAAACUGGGUCUGACGAUCUCAAUCAUGAUCGCUAUUCCCCGUUCGAAGGAAUGUGUGAGAGCUCGGAGAGCGACUACUUUAGCCCCAUACAGGACCAGAACGGGAACGUGGUACUGGAAGUAGCCUGCGGAUCAAACAGCGCGUUACUCUACGUCAACAAACUCUGCCAGGGCUCCAAAGGACAGUGUGUCCUCUUCGAGGACCGGUGGUACACACCAAACGAAUUCCAGUUUAUCAGCGGGCGAGAGACGGCUAAGGAUUGGAAGAGGAGCAUCCGACAUCGCGGCAAAAGUCUCAAGAUUCUGAUGGGGCGUGGCCUCCUCAUGGCACACCCACUCAUGUGUGAGUGCGACACCUGCCGAUUGAACUUCGCUUCUAAAGGACUACGAACUGCUGAUCGACGAAGCGCAGUGUCGACGUCAACGACCAAUUCGAACGGAUCGUUAGCGUUGGUUGAUAGAUCGAGACUUCGACGCACAACGGGACCAGACGGUGAGGGUGGUCACCUCAACGAAAUCAUCGACCAGCUUCAACACAGCAACAGCAACGGCUACUCCAACGGCAAUCACCACGUCUACGACAACGGUCGUAAACGAUCUCUAGGGGUGGACAACGUGAGUCCUACGGGGUCAAGCCCGUCGUCGUCGAUGCAGUGUGGACUUGCCCUAGUCAAGCGACCACGGAGUGUCUCGCCAAGGGACGAUGAUAUCUAUGACGAGCAGCAACGGAAGAUUUUUGAGGCCGCGAACUCGCCGGAGCCUCAAAACAUAGAAAACCUUCGUCGUUCACUCAACAUGAGCUCAAGCCGCUCCAACUCCCCAUCAAGCGGAGACCGUAACUCACCCAGCACCGGAUCGCAUCACUCUUUCUACGGUAGUCAUGGCACCGGACGCAACGCGCCAACCGUAAUGGUCGCCGCAUCGGUAAACAGCAACAACACCACCCCGGUAACGAACGGAGCGGGGCCCGCAGAUCUCAGCCGUAACUCAUCCGCUUCGCCGCAGAGCGCUGAGAACGUCUCGCCGACGAGGUUGCUGAUUUCGCAACCGCCGCAGAUGAUGGUGAAACACCAGACGAAAUCCCGUAAACAGACCGCACCGCAGCAUCUGGAUGUCGGGAACCAUGGAGACGAGGCCCAUCCACAGCGGUCAGCUCACAUCGUUCUGUCAAAUUAUUCCGGUCAACAAUAUAAAGCCAACGCUGCAGUUCGACCAAGAUAUCAAUCGACGCCCGUCUACAAUCAUCGCAGCACAACCAACUCGUCUACUAACCAUCACGCCACGGGCAGCUCCGGGGAGCUUAAUCUCUCGACAAACGGUGGUUCGCGAAGAACGCACUCCUCCACACUGACACCGGUAACGCGAGGACCGUCACAGCGAGCUCCGGGCACGCCGUUGAAGAUGAUCGAGCUAACCCGUCCCGAGAUCGUUCCCUCGUCUAGCAGUGGAUACAGCAGUAGACCGAGUAGCACGCAUAGCAGCUCCAAUACAGGUGAAGAAGGCAGAUCGCAUACUCCACUUCUUUCUUCAAUUGGCAACACUGAUGCAGUCUUUCUCCCGGCAGAUUUAACUUCAUGGUCCAUCUCCGAUGUUUCCCACUUUGUGCAGUCACUGAAGGGGUGUGAAGACUACUGUCCAGUAUUUCGUGAGCAGGCCAUCGAUGGUGAGAUCCUCCCCGUACUUACAGAAGAUCACCUUCUUCACAACAUGGGUCUCAAGCUGGGCCCUGCCCUCAAGAUCAGGCUCCACGUUGCCCGACGCCUUGGCUUCACGCUGGACGGUCAGUACUGCAAUACCAUUGCACCUCCCCCUCCUACUUCUCACACACCCCAGCUACCACCACCAUCGUUGACACCUCAGGAAUCUACAGGUACCCCUGCCCCGCCCGGCCCAUCGACGCCCGGGACAGCUAGUACAAAACCAGCUAGUGAGGUGUUUACAGAGGAUGAUUAGCACUUAGGAGGUGCCUUUACCUAUUAUUGACUACCAGUAUGUGACUGCUUUUGCCUGUGCCUCUGAAUAAUUUAUGCAAUUUUAUCGGUUGUGGCCUUUUUUUUGGGGGGGGGAGCGUGUGUACUUGGAAAUGUUACAUUAAAAAAGGAUGAAUAUAAGACGAUAUUUAUAAUUUUUACUAAACUGGCCAACUCGCAAAGAAUAUAUUUUGAGUAAUUUUGAGGAUGAGUCUUUCAGAUGGAAUAAGAGGUCUGAUCAAAUCGACAGCUGGUACUGCAAUAUCACUACUUCAUAACUCCUUAUUCAUGGCGAUCAAA
This is a messenger RNA of Strongylocentrotus purpuratus (purple sea urchin), 3017 nucleotides long. RefSeq lists its product as uncharacterized. The record is from RefSeq and is a predicted model, not a curated record. Bases 412 to 2700 code for a protein of 762 amino acids. Gene Ontology annotation, molecular function: RNA polymerase II cis-regulatory region sequence-specific DNA binding; protein binding; DNA-binding transcription activator activity, RNA polymerase II-specific. Gene Ontology annotation, biological process: positive regulation of transcription by RNA polymerase II. The transcript is spliced from 11 exons. Lineage: Eukaryota; Metazoa; Echinodermata; Echinoidea; Camarodonta; Strongylocentrotidae.